ACACCGAAACAGGAAAAAUCGGAAAGUGCCGUCUUCGAUCACUGUAUCAGCCGAUUGAUUGCGGUUGUUUGGGGGUAGAUUGCAUCUGUAUACGCUCCUGUCAGUGAGUGGAAUUUAUGAUACCAAAAUAGACAAUGGCGACAGCGUGGAGAGAAGAUCCCCGAUUAACUACUGCUCUAAGAGAGUUUGGAAAUGUUUCGCAGGAUAUUUCAGAAGUAUUUGACCAAACAAAGGCAAGAAGACAUUCUUCUCCUUCUGAUUUGACAUGGCAAGAGUUGGUUACAAUAUUAUGGACGGGAUGCAAACAAAGGCAUUCUUCGAAACAAUUACGGUCAUAUGUACUCGAAUUAAUAAGUCAAGCUGGGGAAAUGGUUGGUGAAGAUGAAAAUAUAGAGAUGAAAGAAACUUUUGCUGCUGAAAUAUUUCUUACAACCAUGACCCUGGAACAAGUUGAAUCGAAGCAUAUCAAUAAAAUUAGGAAAACUUUACCUACAGCAACCAAUAAUGAUAUAAGAGAUUUUCAUGAGACUGUAAAAAAAAUUAAAAGUUUUGUUGGACCAAGUGUUUUCAACAAAAUCAAAUCACAAGUGGAUGAAACUCGAACAGCAACAACAUUCGGAACUAAAAUUAAGUUUUCAAAUGAUUUACCAUCAUUGUUGCAAAGUACAGAGAUGGAUUCUGAUGAUGAAGCUCAAAACGACAAUAAUGAUAAACUAACUGAUUCAUUUAGACAACUAACUAUAUCACAAGUUAAGGCUACUGAAAAGUCAUCAAGUUCAAAUAAAAUAUCUUCUUCAUUUGAUGUUCCAUGGCUAGAGAAAAAUUUACGGAAAUAUUUUCACUCCGAUCACUUUUUACCAAAUAUAAUGUCUUUACUUCAAUCUUCAUCAUCCAAUGAUCAUCUGCAAAAUGAGCUGUUCGAUUUACUUGGAUUUGACAGAUUUGAUUUGAUUCAAGAAUUAUUGGAGCAUAGACAGGAUUUACUCAAGGAUCAAAAGAGAAGAGAAAUAUUAGAAUCUGGAUCUCGUUUCAAAUCUAUUGAUUCACGGCCUACAUAUGGAUGUCAGGUCACAGUUCAGACUGAUCAAGAAAAACAAGUAUCAAAAGCAUUCAGGCGGGAAGAGAAAAGAUUUGCUAAGAAAGGAAUGAAAAAUGGAAAUGAUGAUGGAGGAGAUUCAGAAAUAAUGAAUCCUGAUUUGCUGAGGGAACAAAGGGCUAUGGCUUUACUACAAGCUGCAUCUGCUCCAUUGUUUUCUCAGAGAGGCAAAAGCAUUGGAAAUAUAGAAAGAUAUCCUCAUGUUUAUGAUUCACAACUCAGUGCAAAACAUAGUGCAGCAUUAGCUGGUGGAAAGAAGAUGACUCUACCUGAAGGAUUUGAAACAAAUCAACAAAAGUUUAUGAGGAAAUUCGAAUUCCAGUUAAAUCAUCUAAUUUAAGAUUUGAUCAACCUCUUGGUUAAAAUUAAGGAUCUUGAUAGGU
Styela clava is the source of this 1479-nucleotide messenger RNA. The record is from RefSeq and is a predicted model, not a curated record. Lineage: Eukaryota; Metazoa; Chordata; Ascidiacea; Stolidobranchia; Styelidae.